AGUUAGGCGUGUGGGGAGAACCGCUGGGGCUUAAAACCCCCGGGAGUAACAGCCGGGAAGUGUGCCCUGCUCUGUGAUACCUUUAGGACGGCUUAUGGGUUCGUGGAGAGACGCGGAGUGUCCGGGAGCAAGGUGUGUGAAUCAACCUAUCGUCACUGAAUCAUCACUUUAAUCAUACUGACAACCAUUGUAUGCCAGCUUGUCUCAAACUGGACUGAGGUGCUCCUGAUCAACCAGAUCUUUCAGGAAUUUUCAAAAAAGAGACUUUGGUGGGUAAAAGAUGUGCCAUGGAAUGGUAGCACCAAAGAGCAACACAGGAUCAUCUCUUGCCUUGACUAGACAUGGGAUAUGUCUUCUGCUAGUUAUCUUUGGUACCUUUAUCUUGGAAGCACAGGCCACAGGUUGGCUCAGCAAAUCCAAAGGACCUGCAUAUUGUCCCCAGCCACCACAGCCUGAGAAUGGAGGCUAUAAGUGCCACCCUAGCCCCUGCAACAACCCUCUGACAUCAGGCAGUGUCAUUGAGUAUCUCUGCGUCGAAGGCUACAUGCUGAAAGGAGAUUAUAAAUACUUGACCUGCAAGAAUGGAGAGUGGAACCCAGCCAUGGAAGUCAGCUGCAGGCUCAGUCCGGAAAAGGACUCUCCUCCAACAAUUGGAGUACCCACGCUGUCCAUAGUAGCCUCCACAGCAAGCUCUGUUGCCCUGAUUCUGCUCUUGGUUGUGCUGUUUGUUUUGCUGCAGCCAAAGCUGAAGUCAUUCCAUCAUAGCAGGCGAGACCAAGGUGUGUCUGGAGAUCAGGUCUCCAUCAUGGUGGAUGGUGUCCAAGUGGCCUUGCCAUCCUAUGAAGAAGCGGUGUAUGGCAGCACAGGGAACUGCAUUCCACCCUCGGACUCCCGAGUGCAGAUUGUGCUCUCGGAGGGAGCUGGUCAGAAUGGAGCCAGAGAAAUGCAACAGCAGGACCAAGGGGCUCACAAUAGCAUUGAAAGAGAAGACGAAGCCCCUGGACAUUCUGGACUGUGUGAGGCCAGUGGCUCUCAGCGCUCUGAAACUGUUCUUGUGCAUCAGGCUGCUACCUCUUCCUGGGUAGCUGGCAUGGCUAGCAGUAGACCUAUACGCAAAGAGGUCCAAGAUUCAGAAAGCAGUGACAUACAGAGCCUUUUAUCACUCACUUCCUCUGAGGAAUACACAGAUGAUAUUCCCUUAUUGAAGGAAGCAUGAGGCCUGCUGUAUUUGUCUAGCCUUCUCCUCUUGGAUUUCUUCCUCUUCCCUUCCCCCUGCCUUCAGGACAGAAGCACUCUGUGCAGCCUUCCCCGUCCUUGUGAGCUGUGCCCUGGAUACCUCCAAGCAGAGACGCCCUCAGCUGAAGAUCCAAAGGAUGUCGCCAGGUUGCCUCCUGGAUGCACCAGUGGAGUUGGUGCAGUGCUGGCUUCCCCAUUCCAUCAGCAUCAGGGGCUCAAGGAACAGAGUGGAUUUGAGCUCUCCUCUUCCCCAGCCAGAUGUUUGACAGCAGUCUCUGAAGAGCUGCUCUUUUCUUGUGCCUUUCUCCUCCUCACACCGGCUUGUUGCAGCUUAUCAGCCUCUCUAGCCCUUCCGCUGCCCAGAGAGCAGUGGCUAAAGCCGCUUGCUCACUGGGUGCAGACAGUUUAUAUAUACGUACAUAUGUUAUAUAGGCUCUUCUUCUGGCAUCCUCUUUGUGAUAGGGCAGGACAGAAUGCCUCACUGGGACUGAAGCUGGGCUCGGGAGGGAUCCCAGUUAAGGGGCAGCUUGUGAUGUCCAGAAGCGCCUCAGAUGAGAUGGGCUGUGUGACAACUUAGCUGUGCAAUAACAGUUCAUUGAGAAUUGCUAGAGCGCUGAAGGCUGAGAAGUCCAACGUGUAGGAAUGCCCUCUGCCCCCUUUUCAAAACCGUCUCCACAGGAGUCCAUUCCUGAAGAUCACUUGUGUCUCCUUCUUCCUUUUCUACCUGUGCAGCCCACUUGAUCAUGCCAUGUUUCUAGAAGCUGGGACUGUACCACCACCAAAACAACCCUUUCAGCUCUGUUCUGGUGCCAGAACAGCUCCUGGUGUUAGGUUGUAGAAGAGCCUUGGAGUGGUCAGCAGAGCCCAGAAAGCUUGAAGGAAGGGACUUUCAGUUAACCAGCCCUGUGUUAACUAUGAGUUAGCCCCAUUUACUUGAGAUAUCAAAACUGGUACCAGAUUUGUGGCCCUGCUGUUCUGAAUAAGCUGUGUGUCCCAAAGCUUUUUCAGUUAAGGUGGUUCUGCACUAAAGCUGAGGUUCCUUAGGUCAGAUCUCUACUUUGAGAUCUAAUCUGGAAGUGGUUCAGGUAUUCGAAAAUGUCAAGAGAGAAAAUAUCAAGAGAAAAAAUGCCAUAGGUAGUAAAUGCCUAGUGCCAUUGGUGCAAUCCCAGGUUACCUUUCCAGCCACACUAGGUACCUUGGUGCUUGAAUCCUGGUUAGCUGCCGUCCCAGAGAUUACUUUGUCUUCCUAGCUUCAUACAGCAAGAGCCUGCUGUUGUAUCCUAAUGGGCUUCAGCAGGCCCACAAAGAAGGGCUCCUUCCUUGUGGCUGGGAGUAAACAGCAUUUAUAAAGUCUUCUCAACACAGCACAGUUGCCUGUUGCUGCGAGGGAAGGCUGGCUGCAUUGACAGCAGUGCCAGAGGACACCAUAGCUUAUUCCUGAACCUAGGUUUUGAAGAUUAUUGUAAGUUCUGGUAAUAGGGACAAGAAAAUCCGAAAAUAUGUAUACCUCUGCCCCCACCGUUAUCUGCAGCACGUCAGAACAUGCUGUUUGCUGUUAACAGCACUCUCAUUUUGCAGGAAGCCACAUUCAUCUGGGGUAGGUGAUCCAGUCACAAAGACACUGUGGUGGUUGUAAGGUUCUUCACCAGGGAGGUCUGGAUGCUGUUCCAUGGGAUUGGUUUCAGCAAGAAGAGUUGGCUUCUUAGAUGCAUGUACCUUGUCGUAACUACCUUGAAGUAACCAGGGAAGUGUUUGCCCUGUGAGAAGCUGCUAAAUUUUUUAGUUGAAGGAGCAAAAUGUCAUGGCCUUACACAUCAUGUGGUAAUGUACUGGUAAAUAGGGAUGCUGUCUUUACUGCUUUGCUUUUGGCUUAUAUGGUCUUCACCAUCCUCACCCUUGCUGCCCCAGGAACAUAUGGUCACAGUAUUUGGUAAAAGUGAUGCAACACCUUUAUAUAUAAAAUUACUGUGGCUUAGCUCCAGUUCCUGGAAAUGGGGAUUAGCCACAGUAUCCACCCAUUGUACCCACUGCUCCUGUUCCUGAUUAACUGUUAAAUCCCAGGACACCUGGGACAGCAUGUGCCUGUGAAUGGAAAAAUCCUAUUUUCCCUAUCCUUGUUUUAGAGGGACGUUAUUAAUUUAAAAAUACAGUAUUUUAAACUUGUUCCUUGCUCAUUUUACCUUGCAUUAACACAGGGAUUUGAUAAAUUCCGUUUGGGUAGUUUGGGUAUUUUUUUGUUCAGUUUGCAUGGUGAAAAUCCCAUGUCCCUUUACAAUGGGCUGCAGUGUCUCAGCUUCAGUCAUCGUAGGGGGCAAAUGUUGUUUACACGUCUGCUAUUGGAAGUUUAGAAAAUAACCAUGGGAAAGCUUGUAUUUAGUUUGUACCUUCUACCUUGGAGAUUGUCUAAGCUUGGGCAAAUUGUCUCUCAUUCACUGGUUUAUCAGGACAGAGGGAUUGAGCGAGUGCAGUAGUAAGGAAGGGAGUAUGGAGGGAAGCGUAUGAGACUUCGGCUUCUUUCCUGCUACCUAACCAAGCUGGAGCAGAAGGAGUUGCUCUCUAUGCACUUAAGGUCCUGUCUACUCAAACUGACACUCAGCAGUCAAGGUGCAGAACUUGGGUACAUCCUCUUGUCCUGCAAGGGACAGUGCUCUAACUUAGUGUUGCCAUCAGAUUGGUGGGAGAAUCCCACAAUGAAUCUGGAGGCUGAUCCCAAGGCCUGACCUCCCCCUGGACAGGAGCCUGUUCCACCAGUAGAAAGCACGUAUUGCAUGACCCUGCCUCUCUCUGCUAUUGUAGAGUGAGCAGCUGCCAGUUUGGGAGAGAAAAACACAAUUUGGGUGGGGAAGAGAAGGAAGCAAGCUGCACAGACGAGGGAGUGCUUUAAUUUUGUUUCAUUUAUAGAAAUCGUGGGAAAUGGCUUUACUAAGGAGUGGGAAGUGCGGAGGUGGAGGGAAAUAUGCAAGCAUAGAUCUUGUGAUCACCAUAAACAGGCAACUUCUGUUGGCUUGCUGAGGGUAAACCAGCAGCUCCUAGGCUGGUCUCUGGUGUGCUGGCUGGUAACCCCUGCUCACACUUCCAGCUCCUACCCAAGAGCUUGUCCCCUGCAGCAACACUUAAUGGGAACAGGCCCCAGGCACCUGUGCAACCCAGAACAUGGAAAAUGGUUUGUGGGCCUCUUGCCCAUGUUCUCAGCUGUAGUGUUUAUUUUCAGAUGAAGUGAGGUAGAAUGGCUGGGGAAUAGAACCUAAGAGAUGUCUGCUCGAUGAGGUUUUUUUGAGGGAGGAGGGAGCAAGGCCUCACUUUCCUGAUUAUCAAGCAGUUGCUACUCAUUUGUGUUUGUCUUCAUUUUGUGGUUGGGAAGGAUCGGGAAGGCUUUUGGGCUGAGAUUAAAAAAAAAAGGAACAAAAAUAAAAAUUAACCUCACCCCCAAAACCCCUCCCAAACGAUCAGAAAACCCAACAAAACCUCAAUUGCACCAUCCUGUCUCAUAUGAGCAAGGGCUGAGGCUUAAAGAUCUUUCAGUGGUGAGCUCCGCUCUGUCUUGGAACAUUAAUUACCUCUGAGCAGAGAGUGGCCUCUUUGGCUGUUGCCGUAGGUAGGUGCAGCCUGGAUCUUGGCUCAGAUCCCAAGGGCUCAGCCUUGCAGGGUGUAACACAGCACAUUACUGGGGUUUUUGAAUCUAUAUUUUUGUUCUGAUGGGGCCACAGCCACUUUCCCUCCCCCCCCAGCCCCACCGUGUUUGGCAGAGGAAUUCAAAGGGAGGUAUUUCUUCCCAUUUAACACUCCUGACAUAAUCAUCUCGUGCUCGUACAUGCUGAUCGUGGGAUAUUCAAGAACAUCAAAACACUUUAGUUACACUGGGAAAACAAAAAAUAGCACUUAUUUUAAAGGUUUCAGUUAUUUUUGGAGUCUGAUACGUUAAAGAAGGGCAUUUCAGAAACUGACACGAUUAAAGUACAAUAGAAAAAAAUCCUUACUCCCUUUCAAUUGCAUAGUUUAAAAAAAUGAAGAAAAUUGAACCUACUUCAGUGUUUACAGCCCAAGAGUGGCAGAACUGGACCAGCCUGAGAGAACCAGGAAGUGAAGCUGACACAGUCUCCAGUCAGGAUCUGCAUGCUGAAGCUCAGCUCAGAGGGUGAGCCAGCUUGAAUUGGGUGAGAAGCUGCCCUGCGGGAGGGUGGUCAGCAGCAUUGGUGGAUGAGAUGGGUUUGUGUGGUUUUGCUUUAAAUAGCUUGCAUCUCCCCACUACUACUGCAUAAGAGGUGAAAAACAAAGCCAGGAGGAGAGAUGUGCUGUAGCAUGUCAGCCUGUGGAGUUGUUGCCAAGUUAAAACUGAAGGAGUUUGGGAAGGAGAAGAGCUUAAUGCAUUGUUAUCCCUUUUCUUAACCACCAGGGAACUUACUGUGUAGAAGGAUGCUUACCCAGCAAGCAUGCUGCUUGUUCACCACUCAGACAUCUCCCCUGAGGUUUCUGCUUGGCCUUUCAGCUCUGGCGUGGUGAACUGUUUAAUGCAUCUGAAGCCUUUAUUUGGCCUUUCAGCACAGGGAGAAGUGUCAGGAAGAAAUCUAUCCCACGUGUUCUAGGAGUAAACAUCCUAAGAUGCUCCCAGAAGUGGAUGACUUGGGUCAGUACUAAGGAGUAGGGCUGAGAAAGCAACAGGCUCAGCCCUUGGAAGUCAUCUGGGAUGGCCAAAUCACUUGUGGUGAAGAAAAGGGAACCCAAGGAGGGGGGUAACGAAAAGCUGUAACUGCACAGAGGUAUGCUGCAGGCUCAUGAGCUAUGCAUUCAUGACUGGGCUGUAAGGAAGCUCAUGCUUCAUUUAGGUGAUUUAGCAGAUACCAGCAUGCUUGCUGUGUAAAAAAAUCAAUUUCCAACUGGUUGGACACACAGAUUUCCUCGCUGACCUUUUCAGAACACAUUUGUGAAACCUGGUGUUACUGUUCCGAUAGCAGUUGUUUAAAGGAAAAAAAUCUGCCUUAUUACUCUCUCCAGAUAACUAAUUAAAUCAGUGUCACUUUCUGGGUUCUGUAUAUAAAUGCAAUAAGCCCCAUCCAUUUUGCACGUCCUGCCUCACCCUGUCGUCAUCCUCCAGUCCUUACCAGGGAACUGCAGAUCAAACUUGCUCUUUGUGAAAACCUUUGCUUGCAGAAGAACUUAGGGAACCUUUAGUCUCUGAUACACAUUGGAAACGCAGGGAGGAUUCCUAGAGCAGGCUUCAUUUUAAGGCUGUAUUUUUAUACAGGAAAUAAGCCUUUCUCCAAUCCUUCAUCCCCUCCUCUUGCCCUUGCACACCAGGACAGAGCAGCUGCUUCCCACACCUCUGCUCAGGACCCUGUGUGCAGCACUGCUUCCCAACAGGCCCCUGCAGGGGUGUGCAGCUACAUGUACCCACCAGAGCAGGUUCUGCUGAUGUCCGCAUAUGCUUCCCAUGAGCUCUGCUGCUGCUUCUGUCCUCGUGUGAGCAAGGAUGGAGGUGACUGAGCUGUGCUGGGAAAUGUUGUUGAUUCUCCAAUAUGCUUCCUUCCAAAAGAAACCAAGUGAGGUUGGCUGUGGAGCAGAUGUCUGAGAUGCGGUGGGUAGGGUGCUGGUGGUUACUGAUGCAAAUGGAAGGGGAUAUCGGUUGCCUUUGAGCAUUAAUCUUCUUUCCUGUAUGUGUUUUCUUUUUAUCCGAAUUGCACCACUAUGGAAUUAUUUGCAGAAUGGUACUCCAUAUAUAUGUGGGAUUUAAAAACAAAACCAUAAUUGAUGCUGUGCAGGAUGUCACUCAGUUGGUUUUAUUUUGCUUUAUUUUCUAUAUAUUUUCUGGUAUCCUGUACAUUGCAGUGGGUGUGAAGAUAGUAUUUUAAUAUUUGUACAAAGUUUAAUUUAAUUGUUCUAUGUAUAUAACUGCAUUUCUAAAUUAAAAAAAAUCUUUUGAAGUGAA
This is a messenger RNA of Melopsittacus undulatus (budgerigar), 7159 nucleotides long. It is a transcript of the gene SUSD6, whose product is annotated as sushi domain containing 6. Bases 281 to 1216 code for a protein of 311 amino acids. NCBI's taxonomy places the organism in Eukaryota, Metazoa, Chordata, Aves, Psittaciformes, Psittaculidae. Gene Ontology annotation, biological process: DNA damage response. The transcript has 8 exons. The record is from RefSeq and is a predicted model, not a curated record.